Diaporthe amygdali is the source of this 1335-nucleotide messenger RNA. RefSeq lists its product as uncharacterized. Gene Ontology annotation, molecular function: protein binding. Lineage: Eukaryota; Fungi; Ascomycota; Sordariomycetes; Diaporthales; Diaporthaceae. The transcript has 2 exons. Bases 1 to 1335 code for a protein of 444 amino acids. The record is from RefSeq and is a predicted model, not a curated record.
AUGGAUCCACUGGUUGCGGCAGCUGCCUCCAACAGGGAAUUAAGCCUCUUACUCAAGCUGCCCGACGAGAUCCUCUUGGUCAUUUUGCAACUGCUUCUACCAGAUGUUCGAGACCUCUUUUACAUCCGUCGGGUUUGCAGAAAGCUUCGACACCUUACUGAUGAUAACUCGUUGAGGUCCAAUCUGUUCUGGACAAACUGGUUGCAGAACAUACGGCCUGCCUCUCACAUGCUCUUUCCUGACCGUUUCGUCAGCAGAGAGAACAAUCGAAGCAGCUUUGGAAUAGUUCCACCGCUACGGAUUCCGGAAUUCGAAGCGAAUCUCCGUAAACAGACACUUUGCAAGCCGGAGGGACGCCUACGGUUGUGUGAGCACGUGUCCAUUGAUUGGGCUGAUAUCGAAGCCCACCUGAUGGCAUCGUCGAGAAAAGAGGACUUCUUUGAGGCCGUGUCAGACUUCCAUAUUGUCUGCAAAGAUCCUAGCCACAACUUUCCAUGCAAAUCCACGUCGCGCGGAUCCCCUUCGGAAGCAUCCUGCAAUGAUCACACAUGGCCAUGUGCACGACUCAGCUUGAAUCGAGACGCGACCCUCUUUUACAUGACACCUAUCACGCUGGUGUUAUGUUGGAAGCCGCAUUCGAGCUCAAGAAUACUCACAGUGCCCGAGAAUGGACAGCUUGAGGCAACAAAACUUCGGGAGUUGUACAACGACUAUGGACAGAAUGCCGCUCGAUUUAUUGUCCCAGGCCCUAGCCAAGCCCCCAUACCGGAAAUGCUUUGCUUUGACCCCGAUAAGUGUGGCCACGUUCUGUAUAGAGCUGGCCAGAAACCUCAGUCAGGACCCUGGUUUUGCAGUCAACACCACUCGGGAAAGCCUGGACCAUUAGCACCAACCGAGAUUCUUCUGGAUGAAGACCACCAGGAUGUAUCUCGCUUCGCUGGACUUGGUUGGACUGACCACUACGUCGAGUUCAACGAAGCCCGAGGGCAGAGUGGCGUCUACGUCUAUGACUGCGACGACGAUCACAAUGUGAAGGACGGAGCUCGAUGCCUGAUGACCUCAUAUAGACGAACCAUCUCGCUCGGCGCGGUCGACAGUCGUCGGCCGGAGGCCCUGAAUCCGAGCCACCAGUGGUUCCACGCGAUAGACCAGGACUCAUACCCGAGCACACAGGCAGAGGGGGGCCUGUGGUCGAAGCUGACGGCCUACUUUCGAGCUGACCCACCCGAAUCUCGGCCGAGAUGUCGAGACACUGCUUGCAGGAAUUACUACCAGUCGCCAGGCCCUUGGCAUGAGGACAACAUGCAUUGGCCGCAUCCCGAUUCCAUGGCCUGA